AUGUCCGAGAAAUUGUCUCCGGUCAAGCGCUCUUCGCGGACACCGAAAUUGUCCGCGAAAAUGAUAGCUCUGGAAGCUGAAGUCAGUCAGAAGAAGCGUCAACGACCUAGCGAGCCCAAGGAGCCGAAAGCCUCUUCCCCUCCAGUGAGCACGCCAGUGAAACCGCCGAAAUCGAGAACUCCAUCGAGUUCAGCAUCCAAUCGCAAACGGAAAAGCUCGAGCUCGCAGAAGAAAUCUAGAUCCACUCCACUUCGGACGCAGAAAGACAGUUCUCAGAGCUUCUCGGAUGUCGACGCAGCCUCUAGCGGCCAAACCUCGCCCCUCAAAAGUCUGUCCGAGAGCAUGAUGUAUGAAGAGGAGAAUGACCUGGACGUCACACAGUUCACAGAUUCAGGUCCUCUCGUGGUUGACGAUACAUCCAACACAACGUCGACGACGGCUUUUCCCCCUUACCUCGGUUCGAACAUGAUGAGUUUCGACAAGAAACUGAAAAAACCAAAGACGGAAGAGAACAGCGACGAGGAAGCCGAAGAGAAAUGGCUGCAAGCGUUGGAGAACGGGAAACUCGAGGAAAUCGAUUCCGAAUUGAAAUCCAUGAAGGAUCCGAAGUUGAUGACCGCUCGGCAGCGAGCCGUCAUUGAAGCUAAACAAGCCAAAGUUGAACAAUUACAGAAGUUCCAUGAAAUGCAGGAAGCCUUGCGAGACCAGCUCGCGACGGAAGUUCUGAGCGAUGAAAUUCUGGAGAAGAAAGCUUUGAAAGCGGCGAAGAGGAAACAAUUGGCAGAGGAGAAGAGAGACAAAGAGAAGAAGGAUACGAUAAAACGGCUUCUCAAGAAAGCCGACUCCCGGCAGAAGCUUAAGAAACUACAGAAGCAGAAAGCGCAAUUGAUACCUAAGGUUUCCUACCGCUUCACCUCUGAGGGUGUUACGGUGAGUUUCCCAGUCGAGACACCUCCCGAGUCGCUGGGUCUCGACUUGACCCCGAGGAUAGUCCAGUAUCCGUCUGAGGUACUGUGCAGUAAUCCUGGCUGCACACAAGUGAAAAAGUAUCAGUGCAGCUCGAACGGUUUCCCGGUCUGCAGUCUCAACUGUUAUCGACAAGUUGCACCUCUGCCACCCUUGUCGCAGCUACUUGAUGUGGCGACUGUUUCGGCCAACGUUGAGAUUGGCUGAGGAUCCAGUGUGAGUUUUUCGGUCAUUGUAUAGGAGCUGGUUCUCAAAACCGAUUCAUAAGAUAAAAUAAAUUCUGCGAACAGGGCGA
This is a messenger RNA of Galendromus occidentalis (western predatory mite), 1261 nucleotides long. RefSeq names its product RNA polymerase-associated protein RTF1 homolog. Lineage: Eukaryota; Metazoa; Arthropoda; Arachnida; Mesostigmata; Phytoseiidae. Gene Ontology annotation, biological process: chromatin remodeling. Gene Ontology annotation, cellular component: Ino80 complex. The coding region runs from base 1 to 1173 and encodes 390 amino acids. The transcript has 2 exons. The record is from RefSeq and is a predicted model, not a curated record.